AUGACCGAUAUACAUAAGUUUUUUGUACUUCAUAAGCGAAUGAAAACUACAAAUGAAAAUGGAGGUGUCGAAGAAGAUACUGUCUAUGAUCAGGGUAGUGGUAUCCUGGUCAGUAUUCCCGAUGUCGGAAAUUACAUUGAGAAAAAGGAUAUUGACAAUUGCCUAAAGUAUAAGAUUUUAUUGAAUCCAUGGCAACCUGAAAAAAGUUAUUAUUUUAAGAAUGACAUAGACAGCACAAAAAGAACAUUUCGACCAGACUGGCUGUCAUUAUAUCCAUGGCUGGUCUAUUCUAAAGCAGCUAAAGGUGCCCUCUGCAGGUUUUGUGUGCUUUUCCACCCACGCAUAACACAUGUGGAAGAACUCGCCUAUGAGAAUCUUGCGAAAUUAGGACAAACUAAUCGUGCAAAGUUAAAAUCAGUUGUUUCUUGUGUAUUGUUUUGUGCAUUACAUGACUUACCUUUAAGAGGAAAAACAAAUUCAAAUGCUGUAUUUGAUGAUUUGUUACAAUUUAGAGUACAGUCAGGGGACGAAACAUUUCGGAAACGUUUUGAGGGUGCGCCUAAGAAUGCUACCUAUGUUUCUCAUAGAACCCAAAAUGAUUUAAUUGAUGUUUACGCCGAAGUACUAAGAAAUGAUUUGAUUAACACCAUCAAUAACAGUGAAUCAUUUUCAGUUUUGGCAGACGAAACAAUGGAUAUUGCAGGCACAGAACAACUUUCUCUUUCUGCAUGUUAUUUUGACCUUGCAACUGAUGUUGUCAGAGAAGACUUCCUUGGAUUUACACCAUUAGCAAGGUUAGAUGCAAAACAUAUCUCCAACACAAUAAUAUCUACUUUAUCUGCUUCGGGUUUAAAUCUAGAUAAAAUGGUAGGACAAGGCCAUGAUGGGUGCAGUACGAUGGCCGGUAAAAUUGGAGGAGUACAGAAGAUAAUUGCUGAGAAAUAUCCCAAGGCUAGCUUCUAUCAUUGUGCUAUACAUAGACUUAAUUUAGUUGUGAAUGAUUUGAACACCUUACCAGAGGCAGAAAGCCUGGCAACUUUACUGCACACAUUUAUUGUUACAUUAAAAGUCAUAGCAAAAUAUUCAGCCAAACUAGAACCUGUCACCAAUAUCCUACAAUCAGUAAACAUUAACUUGUUGGAAGUUUCAGAUUACAUUCAAGGAAUUGUAAAAAUGUUAUUGGAUGACAAAGAAAAUGCGGAAGGCGAGUUUGAAAUGAUAAUGAAAAGUGCUCAAAGCAACGACAGUGCACUUGGAAUAGAUGUCACUGGUAUUUGA
Molecule: messenger RNA, 1278 nt
Organism: Schistocerca piceifrons (Central American locust)
Lineage: Eukaryota; Metazoa; Arthropoda; Insecta; Orthoptera; Acrididae
Product: zinc finger MYM-type protein 1-like
Exons: 4
Coding region: 1-1278 (425 amino acids)
Source: RefSeq, a predicted model, not a curated record